UUUAACCAUUAUUUCAUGAAUUUUCUUCGGACCAAUGAGAACUUGUGAUAUAGCCGGCGUGUUUAGGAGCAUUCAGUUGAGAAACGCACUAGGAAGAAGCAACGAAGAAAACGUCUACGCACCUCUUUCUUAUUCUUCUUUGCGCCUCCAAUCACCAAAACCACGCACAUUUCACUCUUUCACUCUAACUCGCUCCUUCACAAUGGCCGAGUUUUCCAUCAACCAUUCAACCAAUUCCAGCUCUCCUCAUCCAAAUUACGCUGAGAUUGUAGUGGUGCGUCACGGUGAAACAGCGUGGAAUGCUAUCAGUAAAAUCCAGGGACAGCUGGAUGUUGAAUUAAAUGAAACUGGAAGACAGCAAGCAGCUGCAGUGGGUGAUAGACUCUCCAGGGAAUCUAAGCUCUCAGUUAUAUAUUCUUCGGACCUUGAAAGAGCUUUUGAAACAGCACAGAUAAUUGCAUCCAAAUGUGGAGGGGUGGAGGUUAUCAAGGAUGCUGAUCUACGGGAAAGACAUCUAGGGGAUCUUCAAGGCCUGGUUUAUAGUGAACUGGCAAAAUCUAGUCCCAAAGCAUACAAGGCAUUUGUGUCUAAGAACGAAGAUAUGGAAAUACCAGGAGGCGGCGAAAGUCUUGUCCAACUUUAUGAUCGCUCCACAUCAGCAUUGCUUAGAAUUGGCAUGAAGCAUAUAGGAGAGAGAGUAGCCGUUGUCACUCAUGGAGGAUUCAUCAGAUCACUAUACAAGCGGGCAUGCCCAGAUGGAGGGUUUGCUGGGAAGGUACUGAACACAUCUGUCAGUGUUUUUCACUUAGAUGUUGAGGAUAAAUGGAGCUUAAAAAUGUGGGGUGAUGUUAGCCAUUUGAGCCAAACUGAAUUUCUACAGUCUGGUUUUGGGGGUGAUAAAACUUCUGGAUAGACCAAUUUUGACUCUUCAAGUGAUUGUAGUAGGUAUUGAUUGAGUUAAAGAUGAAAAUGAGUCAAAAAAAAAUUAUCCUUGUUAUUGAUGGUUCAAACCUUUUAGACCAGAAAUCUUUGUUACUAUGAACUUGAGAUGGAUGCGUGUUUAAAAUUUUUGAUGUCGUAUUAGAAAGUGUAAUAAUAGUAGAAGAUGGCUCAUUUGGUUUACUCAGCAUCGUAGGUCCUUGUGGGGUUAUAGGCAAGGAUGAUUGAUUUUUUUA
Molecule: messenger RNA, 1175 nt
Organism: Lathyrus oleraceus (garden pea)
Lineage: Eukaryota; Viridiplantae; Streptophyta; Magnoliopsida; Fabales; Fabaceae
Product: phosphoglycerate mutase-like protein 4
Exons: 7
Coding region: 35-913 (292 amino acids)
Cellular component (GO): cytosol; cytoplasm
Molecular function (GO): phosphatase activity
Source: RefSeq, a predicted model, not a curated record